AUGGUGAUAUAUCGCUCUAGCCGUGUCACAUUUGGUCUUAUUUGCUCACCAUUUCUCCUCGCCGGCACAAUAAAGCACCAUUUGGAGAAUUACGCUACGAACAAAAACGUUGCCCGUGAAAUUGAACGCAACACGUAUGUGGAUAAUGUGGUCCUGACAUCACCAUCAACAACAGACGCCGUAAACCUUUACAGAGAGUCCAAAAGAAUCUUUGAGGAUAUGAACAUGAAUCUCAGAGAAUUUCUUUCGAAUGAUGACGACGUAAAACAACACAUCGCUGCAAAAGAUCUCAUACACAAGUCGCGCGUGGCAACUGAACAACCAUAUGGUCUCAGCAACAAUCCCAACCAGAAGACACUCAGUAUACCUUAG
Necator americanus (New World hookworm) is the source of this 372-nucleotide messenger RNA. RefSeq lists its product as uncharacterized. The transcript has a single exon. Lineage: Eukaryota; Metazoa; Nematoda; Chromadorea; Rhabditida; Ancylostomatidae. The coding region runs from base 1 to 372 and encodes 123 amino acids. The record is from RefSeq and is a predicted model, not a curated record.